AAAAAAUCAAUUAAAUCCCUUUGAUGUUUCUUGGUUACUCAUAUUAUGUUCUGUUUUCUUAAAAAGUUGUUAUCGAAGUUGUUAUUAACUUUUUUUGCAAUCUUUAAAAGCUAUUAUUUUAAUAGUAUUGGAAGAUGUAAGAUUUAGAGGUUAAGUUACUAUUGAAUUGCAUAUAAUUUGAAUAUUAAUAAGUUAAAUUUGAAUUUUUUCUUUUUGUGUAUAAAAUAAAUUUUUCUAACAAUUUCCUCUAGAAUUUUUAUCAAAGAGAUGUUGAUCUCGAAAAAGCUGCUUUUCCUGUAUAGACGAAAAUGAUUGAAGGAUGCUAGUGGCAAAGGACAACAUUUCACUGAAAAUCUCAUAGUGUGACGCAUCAUCGAGGCGAUUUGUGGUACGAAUACGAGCAACCGGUUCGUUCUAAUAACCUACUCCCACGAGGGUCUGUGCACGCUGAAAAGCAAAGGCGAGUUCAGUCGUCGGCUGAUCGAGGUCCGGGCCUGUAUCGUGGGGCCUGAUACGCCGAUGCUAGUGCCGUCUACUAUCCUCGCAGAGAAAGCUGGGCCUUCGUUCCUUUCGCGCACACGUGAGGAAGUGAAACUAGUGAAGUGUCGAGAAUUAAUGAGAUAGGCUAUGGAUAUGUAUUAGUAGCGCAGUGUAUGAAUAAAGUGCAUGAAAAUGAGAGGCCAAAUUUCAUCAUAGCAAAUAUGCGUCUCCAGAUUCUUAGUUUGAUAUUCUUUGCAAGUGUAAUACUCGUGAGGCAAAUUUCAGCCCAUGGAAGAUUGAUUGAACCACCAUCAAGAGCUUCAAUGUGGAGAUAUGGUUUUGAUACUCCUCACGAUUACAAUGAUCACGAAUGCUAUUGCGGAGGAUUUACUAGGCAAUGGCAACGAAAUAAGGGAAAAUGUGGCAUAUGCGGUGAUGCUUGGGAUGCACCAACGCCUCGUUUGCACGAGACAGGUGGCAAAUACGGAAAUGGUGUGAUAGUGAGAAAGUACCGAACGGGUUCGGUGAUACCGGUCCGUGUGGAACUCACAGCGAAUCACCACGGUUACUUCGAGUUCCGUACAUGUGCGAUGACCUACAAGGACAAGGAAGUCGACCAAGAUUGCUUGGACCAACAUCUGCUUCGGUCGAAGAAUAGCUCGAUCAGAUAUUAUCCCGGCCCAGGAAACAAGAUCUUCGAGGCUUUCUACAAAUUGCCGGACGAUCUGACUUGCGCCCAAUGCGUUUUUCAAUGGAGAUACGUGGCUGGAAAUAAUUGGGGCGACUGUGGAAACGGAACAGGAGCUGUAGGUUGCGGUCCUCAAGAAGAAUUUCGUGCUUGCGCUGAUAUUACCAUCGGAGAUGACGUAGAACCUCUUCCACCUGCAGAGCCACCAAUUCCGAAAUCGGUUCCAGGAGAAAAAUCGCCAACGGAGCCAACAUUGGUGCCAGAGCCGAGUGGAUCAUAUUGGUUAUUCAGUGUUAUUAUCGCUGGUACGUGCCUGUUGGUUGUACUGGCGGCUAUGGCGUUGCUUUAUGCGUAUUACUAUCACUCUGGCCGAGCCAAAAAAUGGCUUAUGGCGAGGAGGUUGACACCUGAAAGUCCACCUGUCGCUCCACCGAGGCAUAAAAAACACAACACGUCCAAUGCACCACUGCAGCUGUAGAAGGAUAUUUGUACUUGAUGGUAGGGUGACCAAAUAUGCACAAAGAAAAGUAAAAAGAACUGUAUAAUUCUGUAAUAAUUUCUGUAAAUGCUGCUUCGACAUUAUUUUACAAUAUCUUUUAACAAUAAUAGGUCAUGUAUGUAUAUGUAAUAUAUGUAUACAUAAAAAAAGAAUUUUUUCUCAUUAAGAUAAAAGAAAAAUGGUCACCCUGAUUUGUUACUAUUUGCAAUGUAACUUCCUUUGUUCAUUUUUUCUUUUAUAUGUAUUCAGAGUAUUUUUCUAUCAUGCGUGUCUGUGCGAGAAAAGUAUACAUAUAUCUUCGUGACAUUGUAAUGUAUGCGUGAUGGGAAAAUUGUUCUCGUUUUAUAGUUAGAGUAACAUCGCUCACCUUGCACACAUUCAUCUUGUAUAUAUAAAUAUUUCUUACAUUAAACAUAUUUAUUUUCUAAGAA
Messenger RNA from Apis cerana (Asiatic honeybee), 2098 nucleotides. RefSeq lists its product as uncharacterized. The record is from RefSeq and is a predicted model, not a curated record. NCBI's taxonomy places the organism in Eukaryota, Metazoa, Arthropoda, Insecta, Hymenoptera, Apidae.